AUGAACGCCUCGUGCUGCCCGCCCUCCGCUCAGCCGGGGCUGCCCGACGGCCUGGAGCGUCUGGCCGCCCCCUCCUCCUCUUCCUCCUCCUCCGCGGGCAACCAGAGCGGCCGCGGGUACUGCGAGCAGGUCUUCAUCCAGCCGGGCGUGUUCCUGGUGCUGGGCACCGUCAGCCUGCUGGAGAACAUCCUGGUCAUCCUGGCCGUGGCCAGGAACAGCAACCUGCACUCGCCCAUGUACUUCUUCCUCUGCAGCCUGGCCGCCGCUGACAUGUUGGUGAGCGUGUCCAACGCCCUGGAGACCGUCAUGAUCGCCGUGGUCGACAGCGGCGCGCUGGCCCUGGGGGACCGCUUCGUGCAGCACAUGGACAACGUCUUCGACUCGAUGAUCUGCAUCUCGCUGGUGGCCUCCAUCUGCAACCUGCUGGCCAUCGCCGUGGACCGCUAUGUCACCAUCUUCUACGCGCUGCGCUACCACAGCAUCGUGACAGCGCGCCGGGCGCGCGGCCUCAUCGCGGUCGUGUGGCUGUGCUGCGGCGUGUGCGGCGUGGUCUUCAUCAUCUACUCCGAGAGCAAGACGGUCAUCGUGUGCCUGGUCACGCUGUUCUUCGCCAUGCUGCUGCUCAUGGGCACCUUGUACGUGCACAUGUUCCUGUUCGCGCGGCUGCACCUGCGGCGCAUCGCCGCGCUGCCCGCCGCCGCAGACGGGGCGGCCCCACAGCAGCAGCAGCAGCAGCAGCAGCAGCAGCGCUCGUGCCUAAAGGGCGCCAUCACCAUCAGCAUCCUGCUGGGCGUCUUCGUGGUCUGCUGGGCGCCCUUCUUCCUGCACCUCGUGCUCAUCAUCACCUGCCCCACAAACCCCUCCUGCAUCUGCUACGCCGCACACUUCAACACCUACCUGGUGCUCAUCAUGUGCAACUCCGUCAUCGACCCACUCAUCUAUGCCUUCCGCAGCCCCGAGCUCAGGAGCACCUUCCGCGAGAUCCUGUGUGGCUGCCCCAGCGGCGGGGGCCUCGGCUAG
Molecule: messenger RNA, 1020 nt
Organism: Pipistrellus nathusii (Nathusius's pipistrelle)
Lineage: Eukaryota; Metazoa; Chordata; Mammalia; Chiroptera; Vespertilionidae
Source: the annotation of a GenBank genome assembly